CAGUCCGAGUCCCUCUUGGGUUGCUGCGAGCGGCAAACCGUCGUCCCGCCCCUCGGGGUACUCUCAUCAUUUUAAACACAGAAUUGAGGACCAGGCGGUCGAUCACCCGGAAACCUUGGGGCCUCCCCUCGGGCCUUUGCUCCCAGAGGCCUCGAGUCUCGCUAAGCCCAGGGAUGUAGAGAGACGCGAGCAGCGAGGGAACCCGGAACAAUUCUUUGGCGGAACCACUGCGAGAGGCCCCUAGGAACGCGUGGAGGGCCGGACCGCGACGAGCCGGACCAGACGUGCAGGGAUGGCGGCGGCGGACGCGGGGCCAGGGACCGCGGUCCCCGUGGACCUGCGGCGCGAGCGACGCAUGGUGUGCGUGGAGUACCCAGGCGUGGUGCGCGACGUGUCCAAGAUGCUGCCGACUCUGGGCGGCGAGGAGGGCGUCUCCCGGAUCUACGCAGACCCCACCAAGAGGCUGGAGCUGUACUUCCGGCCCAAGGACCCUUACUGCCACCCGGUAUGUGCCAACCGCUUCAGUACCAGCAGCCUGCUGCUGCGGAUCAGGAGGAAGACGAAGCGACAGAGGGCGGUGCCGGGUCCUGGGGCCCACCCCGAGGUCACAUUCGACAUAGAGAUGCUUGGCAUCAUCUCCACCAUUUAUAAAUUUCAAGGAAUGUCCGACUUCCAGUACUUGGCUGUGCACACGGAGGCGGGCGGCAGGUGCGUGUCUAUGUAUGACAAAGUGCUCAUGCUAAAGCCUGAGAAGGAGAGUUUCUUCCACCAGGAGCUGCCGCUCUACAUCCCCCCGCCCAUCUUCUCUCGGCUGGACACCCCGGUGGACUAUUUCUACCGACCGGAGACACAGCACCGGGAAGGCUACAACAACCCCCCUGUCUCAGGCGAGAACCUGAUCGGCCUGAGCAGGGCCCGGCGCCCCCACAAUGCCAUCUUCGUCAACUUUGAGGAGGACGAGGUGCCCGUGCGGCCCCUGGAGGCUGCGGUGCAGACGUGGAGGAGGAUCUCCACCAACCCGGUGGACCGGAAGGUGGAGGAGGAGCUGAGGAAGCUGUUUGAAAUCCGUCCCAUCUGGUCACGUAACGCUGUCAAGGCCAACAUCAGCGUCCACCCUGACAAGCUCAAGGUUCUGCUGCCCUUCGUGGCCUAUUACAUGAUAACAGGCCCCUGGAGAAGCCUGUGGAUCCGAUACGGGUAUGAUCCCCGAAAAAACCCAGAUGCCAAAAUUUAUCAAGUCCUUGACUUCCGAAUCCGUUGUGGAAUGAAAUACGGUUACGCCCCGAGUGAUAUGCCUGUCAAGGCCAAGCGCAGCACCUACAACUACAGCCUCCCCAUCACUGUCAAAAAGAUGCCCAGCCAGCUCGUCACCAUGCACGACCUGAAGCAGGGCCUGGGCCCGUCGGGGACAGGUGGCACGCGGAAAUCGACCUCUAACAAGUACAAGCUCAAGGACUCGGUCUACGUCUUCCGGGAGGGGGCCCUGCCGCCCUAUCGCCAGAUGUUCUACCAGUUAUGUGACCUGAAUGUGGAAGAGUUACAGAGAAUCAUUCACCGCAACGACGGGGCCGAGAACUGCUGCACAGAGCGAGAUGGCUGGUGCCUCCCCAAGACCAGUGACAACCUGAGGGACACCAUGUCCCUCAUGAUCCGGCAGACCAUCCGCUCCAAGAGGCCUGCUCUCUUCUCCAGCCCGACCAAGGCUGAUGGCGGGAAAGAACAGCUGACGUACGAGUCUGGGGAAGACGAGGACGAGGAGGAGGAGGAGGAGGACUUCAAGCCAUCCGACGGCAGUGAGAACGAGAUGGAGACCGAGAUUCUGGACUACGUGUGACAUAGACCUACAGCCACGGCUGGGCCUCCUUGAUCAGACGAGACUGGUGACAGUGCCAGGACAAGCCGUGGCUCCCCAGUGCUGCCCACAGCAACCAGAACGGCCCUAGGAGACCCCUCAGAGGAAAGCUGGGACCCCGGCACUGGGUGCCAUUGACCCGGGUCCUGCCCAUCUGCCCCAGACACCUGCUGCUCCGGGAUGCCCUCUGGCCCGGGGUGCCUGGGGACACCUCCAGAGGUUGUCACCUGGCUCUGUGCAGCCGUGAGCCAGCCCGGUGUCCAGUGGGCUGAGCCGAUGGCCACCACCUCUCUAUGGCUGAGAACAGCUGGCGGUGGAGACGAUGUGGCCUGAAGAUGCUGCUCUUGCCUUGGAGGUUAUGGCUGAUGGCAGUCCUGGCGUGAGGAAGCUAUUCUGCGGUCACAGAUGGGCGAAGACGGCCCUCGCAUUUGGAUCCCAUCCUCCUGGGGCCCAGCUGGAAUCGUCCCGAUCAAAUACACUUCCCCAAGGA
Messenger RNA from Felis catus (domestic cat), 2342 nucleotides. It is a transcript of the gene GTF3C5, whose product is annotated as general transcription factor IIIC subunit 5. The record is from RefSeq and is a predicted model, not a curated record. Gene Ontology annotation, cellular component: transcription factor TFIIIC complex. The transcript is spliced from 11 exons. Bases 293 to 1834 code for a protein of 513 amino acids. Gene Ontology annotation, biological process: transcription initiation at RNA polymerase III promoter. NCBI's taxonomy places the organism in Eukaryota, Metazoa, Chordata, Mammalia, Carnivora, Felidae.